GCUGCGGAUGGAUACUGUCGGCCGUUCGAUAAAAAUGCGUCCGGCUAUUCGCGCUCCGAAGCCAAUGCGGUUAUUCUGCUGCAGAAGGCAAAGGAUGCCAAACGGAUUUACGCGCACGUUGUCAACACCAAAACCAACUGCGACGGCUACAAGCUCGAGGGAAUCACCUUCCCGUCGAACAAAAUCCAAAAGCAGCUGCUGGACGAGCUGUACUCCGAGGUGCCUUACGAUCCGAAGGACAUCUGCUAUGUCGAGGCUCACAGCACCGGGACGAUCGUCGGCGAUCCGGAAGAGUGCGACGCCAUUGAGAAGGAGUUUUGUCCGGGCCGCACGGAACCACUGCUGGUGGGUUCGGUCAAAUCGAACAUCGGACACUCGGAAGCCGCUGCAGGCAUCUGUUCCAUCACCAAGUGCAUCAUCGCAAUGCAGAACAAGCUCAUUCCGCCGAACAUUAACUACACCGAGCCUCGGACGGAUGUCCCGGCGCUGCUCAACGGAAAGCUCAAAGUGGUUGACCAACCGACGCCUCUCGAGGGCCCGCUGGUGGCAGUGAAUUCGUUCGGCUUCGGUGGUGCCAACGCACACGCGCUGUUGCACAAUUAUCCAAAGGAGAAGAUUGAUGGAGGAUGCCCUUCGGAUGGGUUGCCCCGGCUAGUGCUUUGGACCGGGCGAACAGAGGCGGCGGUAGAUCUGUUUCUGGAAGGGCUUGUUGGGCAACGCUUCGAUGCUGAGUUCUUCGCCUUGACCCACAACAUUCAACGAAAGCAGAUUCCCAACAUGAACUCAAGGGGUUACGCUAUGUUGAAUGGUUGUCCCGAUGGCACGGCAAGGCUACUUCACAAAGGCACCACGGUCACCAUUUCGAAGAAGCACGUACAAGUUCCGCUAAUGCUGGUGUUUGGUGAUAUCACUGCCAGCUGGCAAACGUACGGUGAAUCGUUCGACAAAAUUCCGCAGUACGCGAUCUGUGUCGCGGAGUGUUUGCAGGCCAUCAGAGAGUGUGGUUUUGAUGCGUUCGAUGAAACGAAGCAGCAAAACGACCCCGUGCAGCAAAUCCUGUGGACGUUCAUCGUCCAAGUGGCAGUGUACCGGAUGCUGCACAGCAUGGACUUGAUCGUGGACCAAUAUGCUGGCUACUCGGUGGGACAGAUCACGUGUGCGUAUCUGAGCGGAGCUCUCUCACUUCACGAUGCUCUGCGCGUAGCCUAUGCACAAGGAUAUCUGAUCAAAGCCCAUCGGAGUGACGAAACCCUAAGCCUUGAGAAUGUUUCCGCAAACAGAUUGUUGAGUGCUAAGCUAGCGAAAGUGCUGAAACCGCUUCGUCUCCAGAACGCUUCGACCAAAUGGUUCAAUCCUUGUCAACUGCAGUCCUUCGAAAUGUACAACCCCAACUUGAAAGCAGCUUUAUAUGAAUCUCUUGGUGCCGAUGUUGACAUUUUGGAACCGCUUAAAGGCCCAACCUCAAGCUUACAAGACAGUUUCGGCCGCUUCCUGUUCGCCCUUGGCGAAGUGUUUCUAAAAGGAUAUCAGAUAAAUCUACUCAACCUCUACCCAUCGGUGCAGUUCCCGGUUUCGCAGGGUACAUCAAUGAUCUCUUCACGCCUUCGGUGGGAUCACAGCGAUGACUGGCAUGUUCCCAACUUCCGAAUGACGCGAAUGGUUGAUCAGGCAACUUCCGAAUAUACCGUUUCACUGGCUGAACAAGACUACAUCGCGGGUCACUGUAUCGAUGGACGAAUUCUCAUACCAGCUACCGGAUACCUGUUUUAUGUAUGGGACUCAUUUUCAGCCAAUAUGGGAAUCAUCCCGGAAGAGAUGCCUGUUGAAUUCAGCGACGUCGAGUUUCUACGUGCAACUACUCUUACUGGAGAUCAGCAAGUAUUGUUGACGGUAGAUUUGAACGACGUUACGGGAAACUUUGAAGUGCGCGAAGGUUCCGCCCUGGUGGUAACAGGACGCAUUCAGCCUCUUAAGAACUACACACCAGCAAAGGUGCAAAAGACCAAUACCAACGCAAUUGUUUUGCCAACAAAAGAUUUCUACAAGGAGCUUCGCCUUCGAGGAUAUCACUAUGGAGGCUUAUUCAAGUCCGUCGUCGAAGCCGCCCAAGAUGGUUCUCGGGCAAGGAUCGAAUGGAAACAGAACUGGACGGCGCUGCUGGAUUGUAUACUACAAGUGGCCAUCAUUGCCGUCGACUCUCGAUCGUUGGUAAUUCCCACCCGUAUCGAUUCUAUCAAAAUCGACCCUAUACAACAAAAGGCUGCCGAUCAAACUAGUGACAAUGCAGUGCCCACGUAUAACGUAACAUUCGACCCAGAUCUGAAUCUGUUGCAAUGUGGUGCAAUCGAGAUACGGGGACUCAAUGCAAGCACCAUCGCUCGUCGCCUUCCGCCCGGUGUACCAGUUCUUGAGAGCUACAAGUUUGUUCCAUUUUAUCCUCAACAUACUCUUCAACCAACCGAUGCAGCAUCUGUAAUCAUCCAAACUAUUCUCGAAAAUCAGCCUACACUGCUUUUUACGGUCACGGAGGUCCACUCACCAUCACGACCUCCGAUACUUUCACUUUUCGGAGAUGCCAUAGGAGACCUCCCGUUGAUCAAAGCUCAACUCACUCUACUAUCCAACAAAAAACCUGAGCCGAUACCGAACGUUACCAUCUCGGAGGACAAGCUCAUGAAGCAACGAAACGUGCUACUACUGAUUUGCGAAAAUCUGUUUGCAGAUGACGAAUUCAUAUCGGAUGCCAUCAACUGUCUUUCGGAUCAGGGUUUCAUUCUUCUGCGUGAAACUCCAAAGUACGAAAUCAAAAAUUGCCAUCGCCGCUUGCAGCUAGUGAGCACGCUAACGGUGGCAGGUGAAAUAUUCCUGCUACUGAAGCAGAAGCGAUCAGCCCUGAACACUUCAGUCGACGCACACGUUAUCAAAGUCUCCACAAAUGACCCGAACCACCGUUGGUUGGUGGAACUCAAGCAACACAUCAAAACUAAUCCAAUAAUUCUCUACACUCAGGACGAUAAUUUGUCUGGAAUUAUAGGUCUUGUUAACUGCAUCCGCAAGGAACCCAAUGGGCAAAACGUCUCCUGCUUUUUCAUCGAUGAUCCUACGGUGCCUUCCUUCGAUCCUACUGUUGAGUUCUACAAAGAGCAAAUUGACCUCGGCCUCGCCAUCAACGUAUAUCGCAAUGGACAAUGGGGUUCUUAUCGCCAUUUCAAACUGUCUGAGGACAUACAACCUCAACCAACGGCUAAACACUGUUUUGCUAACUGCGUGAAGCCUGGAGAUCUCUCGUCCUUCGCAUGGAUGAUCGGUCCGCUUAGCGAACGUCCAGCUUCGAGCCCAUUAGUGAAGGUGGUAUACAGUUCUAUUAACUUCAAGGAUGUUAUGCUUGCAACGGGACGCCUCUCGAUUGAAACAUUUAGCACCAACCGGUUAGAUCAAGAAUGCGUUUUGGGUUUCGAGUACUCUGGAGUCACCACGACAGGAAAGCGAGUCAUGGGAAUCAUACCAGCAGGCUCAAUGGCAACAUUAAUUGAAGCUGACCCUCUGUUCACCCUGGAAGUACCCGAAGAAAUUACCUUAGAACAGGCUGCCACCAUUCCAACAGUUUACGCUACGGUAUACACUGCUUUCUUUAUCUGCUCGCAAAUCCGGAAAGGAAACUCCAUUCUCAUCCACGCUGGAACCGGAGGCAUUGGAAUAGCUGCCAUUCGUGUGUGCUUAGCAUACGGUCUGGAGGUGUUCACCACUGUGAGCACAAAAGAGAAACGGGAGUUUCUGUUGGGUUACUUCCCAGCCUUAAAUCCAGACAACAUCGGAAACUCCCGGGACAUUACCUUCGAAAAUCUCAUCAAAUUACGCACCAACGGUCGUGGCGUCGACUUCGUGCUAAACUCUCUCUCCGAGGAAAAGCUUCAGGCAUCGAUACGCUGUCUGGCCAAAGGUGGACACUUUCUGGAAAUUGGAAAGUACGACAUGAUGAAGGACUCCAAGCUGGCGAUGUCGCUCUUCCAGAAAGGACUCUCUUUCUCGGCGGUGUUGGUUGAUCUGAUGUUUAGAGAAAAGCGAGAGCUGAUGAAGCACUUACAGAAGCUUAUUAUGAAUGACAUGAAACGGGGAAUCAUUCAGCCUCUUCCCACGACGAUCUUCCAAGCACAUGAGAUCGAACAAGCGUUCCGUUUCUUGGCUACCGCCAAGCACAUAGGGAAAGUGGUGCUCAAGAUUCGUGACAACGAGAACGAUCUCACUUCCGUUCCGAUUUCGUACCUUCCUCGGAUCUACUGUCACCCGGAACAAAGCAUCGUUAUUGCUGGAGGCCUUGGCGGGUUUGGCCUGGAGUUGGCUGAUUGGUUAAUCAUUCGAGGAUGCCGGAAACUGUUGCUCAGUUCAAGCAGAGGAGUGACGAAACCUUAUCAGCAAUAUCGCAUAAACACCUGGAAGACUUACGGUGUGAAAGUGCACAUUUCGACCGAAGACAUUGCUACCGAACAAGGAUGUCGUCGGUUGCUGCACCAAGCAAUCGACUUGGGACCUAUCGCGGGAAUCUUCAACCUGGCCGUUCAACUCAGAGACGCCAUCAUCGAGAACCAAUCGGUGGACAAAUUUGCAGAGUGUCUGGCUCCCAAGGCGAAUGCUACGCAGCAUCUUGACGUCGUCAGUCGAGAGCUGUGCCCAAUGCUCAAGCAUUUUGUCGUUUUCUCUAGCGUUUCGUGUGGCCGGGGCAACGCUGGCCAAUCCAACUACGGUAUGGCUAACUCCAUCAUGGAACGCAUCAUCGAACGUCGGGUCGCUGAUGGCCUACCUGGAAAAGCCAUCCAAUGGGGCGCAAUCGGUGAAGUCGGCAUUGUGGCCGACAUGCAGGAGGACAAAAUCGACAUGGAGAUCGGCGGAACCCUUCAGCAAAGACUCUCUUCCUGCAUACAGGUGCUCGAUCAACUUCUCUCGUCGAAGGAACCCAUCGUGGCCAGCAUGGUGGUAGCCGAAAAGCGCAGCUCCAGUGGUGGGGCGAAGAACAUUAUUGAAGCGGUCAUGAAUAUUAUGAAUAUUCGCGACAUGAAGUCCGUUUCCGUUGAAAGCACCCUGGCCGACAUCGGCAUGGACUCGCUGAUGGCUGUCGAGAUUCGGCAGGUCUUGGAACGCGACUUUGACAUCAUUUUGACUCCCCAGGAUUUACGAACGCUGACAUUCUCCAAGUUGCAGAAACUAGCCGACGCCAAGGCAGAGAACGAAGCUCAAGAGUCCGUUGCCAAACAGUUGCAGCUCGAGGAUUUGCUGGCUAGUUUCGGUGACGAAGCAGCUAGUCAUCACACGGUUCUCCGUUUACCGUCUCGCUCGAACGAUCUUGAGUAUGAACUGGCCGUUCUAAUCAUUCCAGGCAUCGAAUCCGUUUGCAGCCCAGCUUGGACGAAAAUUGCUUCCGAGAUCAAUGCUCCUACCUUCAUAUUGCAAUCCUUCGCCAAGGCUACCGAUGAACAAACCAUUCCCGGCAUCGUCGACUCCGUGUUUGAAGAAAUGUUUGAAGCGGUCUUCGCGAAAUGCAAACAAUUUCUGGUCAUUGGAUACUCUUUUGGUUCUCUGUUGGCCCUCGAAAUCGUAAAACGCCUGGAGGCGCAUUCACUGCAAGGCAAGCUAAUGAUGGUGGAUGGCUCUCCGCUGUAUCUUCAAC
This is a messenger RNA of Anopheles bellator, 5662 nucleotides long. Its product is annotated as fatty acid synthase-like. NCBI's taxonomy places the organism in Eukaryota, Metazoa, Arthropoda, Insecta, Diptera, Culicidae. The annotation marks the transcript as partial. The record is from RefSeq and is a predicted model, not a curated record. Gene Ontology annotation, biological process: fatty acid biosynthetic process. The transcript is spliced from 3 exons. Gene Ontology annotation, molecular function: oxidoreductase activity; phosphopantetheine binding; fatty acid synthase activity.